This is a messenger RNA of Heterotrigona itama, 282 nucleotides long. The record is from the annotation of a GenBank genome assembly. Lineage: Eukaryota; Metazoa; Arthropoda; Insecta; Hymenoptera; Apidae.
AUGGUAAUCCGUACAGUUGGAACGCUUAAAGGACAAGAAGAUUUGGGAGUGGAAAGUUUAAUAGAGAAUACAUGAGAAGCGAGGCUACAAGGCAACGAUAAGCACAUGCUUUUGAAAUUGAUACCAUUAGAAAAUAUUACUGGAAAGGCAGAACGUUCGAUCAAGUAUAUGAAGAUAAAGAGUUUCGAAGAUCUACAUGAUGCAUUCAGCACGCAUGUGACUUCACCAACAAUGAUAUCAGCAGCCAUAGCGCAACUGGCCAAGAUUUAUCAGCUACAAUGA